AGCUUUCGUGAGGCUUCGGAACCAUUCGUACUGACUCGACUCUUCACUUCGGGAAAUUUCGGAUCGUGUCGGUUCUACACUCGGGACAUCAGCUCGGCUUGAGGGCGGCUUCGGCUCGGCUCGGCGGGCGUCAGACGGCCUCUUCGGUCGCUGCUCGGGCGGUGGCUUCGGGCGGCCUCGGCCCAACUCGGGCGGCCUCUUCGGGCCCCGCUUCGCUCGGCGCCUGGCGCUUCGGGCGGUCCCGGACAGAGCCUUCGGGCGGACUCGGUGGAGUCCGUAUGGAGGACUCGGACUCGGCGGCAAAACAGCUGGGCCUGGCCGAGGCGGCAGCGGUGGCGGCCGCGGCCGCUGUGGCGGCGGCGGCCGCGGCCGCAGCGGAAAGCGAGGCGGAGGAGCCGGUGUUAAGCAGAGACGAGGACUCGGAGGAGGACGCGGACUCUGAGGCAGAGCGCGAGACGCGGCGGGUCACGGCUGUGGCGGUGAUGGCGGCCGAAUCUGGGCACAUGGAUAUGGGUACCGAGGCUCUGCCCAGCCCCGAUGAGGCCGCCGCUGCCGCCGCCGCCGCCUUCGCAGAAGUGACCACAGUGACCGUGGCCAACGUGGGCUCCUCUGCAGAUAACGUCUUCACAACAUCAGUGGCAAACGCGGCGUCCAUAUCAGGACAUGUCCUGUCUGGUAGGACAGCCCUGCAGAUCGGGGAUAGUCUGAACACUGAGAAAGCCACGCUAAUAGUUGUACACACAGAUGGGAGCAUUGUGGAGACCACCGGCCUGAAGGGCCCAGCAACACCUCUCACCCCAGGAGGAGAGGGAGUGCUGCCCAUUGAAGGUCCUCAGUCUCCUCCUACCCCACUGGCAACUGGCCAGGAGAAAGGUGGUACCAAGUACAACUGGGACCCCUCGGUUUAUGACAGCGAGUUGCCCGUGCGCUGUCGGAACAUCAGUGGCACACUCUACAAGAGCAGGCUCGGCUCAGGUGGCCGGGGUAGAUGUAUCAAGCAGGGAGAAAACUGGUACAGCCCAACUGAGUUUGAAGCCAUGGCAGGAAGAGCCAGCAGCAAGGACUGGAAGAGAAGCAUCCGCUAUGCGGGUAGACCUUUGCAGUGCCUCAUCCAGGAUGGUAUUCUGAACCCUCAUGCUGCCUCCUGUACCUGUGCUGCCUGUUGUGAUGACAUGAGUCUAAGUGGCCCUGUCAGGCUCUUUGUCCCUUACAAAAGGCGCAAGAAAGAAAACGAGCUGCCCACAACUCCAGUUAAGAAGGAUUCUCCCAAGAACAUCACGCUGCUUCCUGCCACAGCAGCCACCACCUUCACUGUGACACCCUCAGGACAGAUCACUACCUCUGGAGCACUAACCUUUGACCGAGCAUCCACUGUAGAGGCCACUGCUGUCAUCUCUGAGAGCCCAGCCCAAGGUGAUGUCUUUGCAGGAGCCACAGUGCAAGAGGCAGGUGUGCAGCCCCCCUGCAGGGUUGGCCACCCUGAACCCCAUUACCCUGGCUACCAGGACAGCUGCCAGAUUGCCCCGUUUCCAGAAGCUGCAUUGCCAACAUCACAUCCCAAAAUUGUCCUGACAUCCCUGCCCGCCCUGGCCGUGCCGCCCUCCACCCCCACCAAAGCUGUCUCUCCCACUGUGGUCGGUGGGCUGGAGAUGUCAGAACAGCGCAGCUGGCUCUACCUGGAAGAGAUGGUCAACUCCUUGCUCAGCACAGCCCAGCAGCUGAAGACGCUGUUUGAACAAGCCAAGCAGGCGAGCUCCUGCAGGGAGGCUGCCGUGACCCAGGCAAGAAUGCAGGUUGAUGCGGAGAGGAAAGAGGUAACAGGAGCUUGGACCUGUAGCUGUACCCAUCAUCCUGCCCUGGCCCUGGGAGAGCCUGUGAUUCCUGCGCUGGCGCAUGGAGAUCACUGUCCCACUGUCCCUGAGAAGGGAGAGCUGGAAAACAAUACAGAUGAGAGUGGCAGACACCAAUAAAACAUUUUGUGUAAG
Psammomys obesus (fat sand rat) is the source of this 1985-nucleotide messenger RNA. RefSeq names its product DEAF1 transcription factor (gene Deaf1). Lineage: Eukaryota; Metazoa; Chordata; Mammalia; Rodentia; Muridae. Gene Ontology annotation, biological process: regulation of transcription by RNA polymerase II. Gene Ontology annotation, molecular function: DNA-binding transcription factor activity, RNA polymerase II-specific; DNA binding. The transcript has 11 exons. The coding region runs from base 279 to 1970 and encodes 563 amino acids. Gene Ontology annotation, cellular component: nucleus. The record is from RefSeq and is a predicted model, not a curated record.